Messenger RNA from Ipomoea nil (Japanese morning glory), 1387 nucleotides. RefSeq lists its product as uncharacterized. Gene Ontology annotation, biological process: membrane organization; endoplasmic reticulum tubular network organization. The transcript is spliced from 9 exons. The record is from RefSeq and is a predicted model, not a curated record. Gene Ontology annotation, cellular component: membrane; endoplasmic reticulum. Bases 120 to 1139 code for a protein of 339 amino acids. Lineage: Eukaryota; Viridiplantae; Streptophyta; Magnoliopsida; Solanales; Convolvulaceae.
CCUCUUUCUUCUCCUCACUUCAUCCUGGUUCACUCCAUCUUCGCCUCCAGUGUGCGCUUUAUACAGAGAACAUAAAGGUCAAACAGAAGAAGGAGAAAGGUAAGACCUAGCACAGAGAGAUGGGAGGAGGAGAGGAUCCGCAGAGGUCUAAGAAAGUAGCGGCGGCGGCGUACGACUACGAGAACGAUCCUAGAUGGGCCGACUAUUGGUCCAACGUUUUCAUCCCUCCUCACAUGGCCUCCCGCUCCGACGUUGUCGACCACUUCAAGCGCAAGUUUUACAAACGCUACAUCGACCCUGAUUUGGUUAUCGAACCUAUGAAUACUGGCAGUUCCUCCCAGCAAGCACAACCAUCUUCCUCGUCGAACUCAACGGGUCAGUCACGACCACGUAAUCCAGGGUCUACUGCUAGGACAUCCGGGACGUCAACAACCCCAACUUCGAAUCCUACUUCUUUGCGUUGGGAUCGACAGACUAUACUGUUUUCUGUCAAUGCUUGGGUCUUUGUUGUGGCAGUUCUUGCAAUAUUUCCCUUCAUGUACACAAAUCUGUCAAACAGGGCAUAUCGACUUUCAUUCAUGGGAACAGCAUGCUCUUCCUUUUAUUCUUUAUAUACACUCUAUGGGAAACCCAGGGCAUGGAAUUUGCAGGCAGUGCAAGUCUGGUUACAGUCUGUCAUUGUGACGAAAGAUUUUAUAUACUUCAUUUACUCCCUCACUUUUGUCUCUUCUAAUCUUCAUCUGAAAUUUGCUAUGAUUCCAAUUAUAUGUCGAUCUGUUGAACAUGUUGCGAAGUUCCUUAGGCAAAACUUUAGCAGAUCCUCUUUAUAUAGGAGAUAUUUGGAAGAGGCGUGUGUAUGGGUGGAAUCAAAUACAACUACACUUAGCAUACUGUCUUCACAAGCCCAGAUUGGACUUGGGUUCCUUUUGAUUAUCUCUCUUUUCUCGUGGCAACGUAGCAUACUCCAGGCAUUCAUGUAUUGGCAGUUAUUGAAGCUCAUGUAUCAUGCACCCGCAACUGCCAGUUACCACAAAAGUGCGUGGACUAAUAUUGGAAGGCUUGUCAACCCACAUAUACAACGCUAUGCCCCGUUCUUGAAUGGUCCUAUUUCUGCUAUACAGAGGUGGUGGUUCAGGUGAAAGGUUCUUGAGGAUAAUAGACAUGACUUGUAACAAUUAGAUCAGCAAAUACUUUCUGAAAUUUGUAUUCUUGAUUUUACAAAAACAGAGGAGGUUUAACUGUUUAAGAUACAUGCUUAAGCUGUCCUGCUAACUAGAAGGAUGUGUUUUUUUUUUUUUUUUUUUUUUUUUUUUUUUUUAAAUGAAGGGAACUAGAAUGAUGUUGUUACUUGUUAUGCCCUUUAUUAAUAAUUUCCUUUUUGAGUAAA